Molecule: messenger RNA, 3525 nt
Organism: Lodderomyces theae
Lineage: Eukaryota; Fungi; Ascomycota; Pichiomycetes; Serinales; Debaryomycetaceae
Gene: ELF1
Product: Elf1p
Exons: 1
Coding region: 1-3525 (1174 amino acids)
Molecular function (GO): ATP hydrolysis activity; ATP binding
Source: RefSeq, a predicted model, not a curated record
AUGUCCAAAUCCUUUGACGAUUUCGUAAAGCAGCAGCAAGCUCAACAAAAACCAAAGACAUUUGGAUACAGAAAUGCCAAUGCUGGCGGGCAGCAGUACAAUUUCAACAAUACAUUUGUUCCUGGACAAAACCAGCAACAGCAGUACCAAGGAUAUCAACCUUACCAGGGUCAACAAACCCCAGGUCAACAGUUUCAAGGACAGCAAUACCAGGGAUACAAUCAAAAUAGAUACUAUAACAAGGGCUCCCCCAGUGCGCAGGGCUCAUCCGUUGCAUCACCCAUUGACUCCCUUCCUACCAGUGGUAGAAGCACGCCCAAUCCAAACGCCUCGACAACAUCCUUGACUUCGUUGAACACAGCGCUCUCGAAGUUGAAUGUUGAUGUGCCAUUCCGUGAAAAUUUAACAAACAUGGAAAGAGCAACUAAGAUUGGCGAAGUUAAAACCGAAGUGAGUGCAGUCGUGACCCAAAUCAGCGAGCAAAAUGACUUAUCCAUCAUCAAUGAAUGGAAAUUGAAUGACAUAUUAAAGUCCUUAUUGAAGCCAAAAAACUCGCCAUUGGUCAAAGAAGGAGCAUUACUUAUCAUACAACACUUGGCAAUCCAAUUUGGCGGACAGACUCCAAAAGAGUCGCUCCUUUUGCAGUUCUUUGCGACGGCGUACGAGUUGUUUGCUGAUAAGGACAAGAACGUGGUCAAGGCUGCCAAAUCUGCAACUGAUGCAUUAUUUGGAAUCUAUCCAGUUGAGGCAUUGGGGUCAGUGGUUUUGGAUGAGUAUUUGUCCAUCUUCAAAUCAGGAGCAAAGUGGAAUAGUAAAGUCGCUUCGUUAGAGAAUUUCAACAAGAUAAUUGAUACUGUACCUGCCGAUGUCUUGGAGUUGAAAUUUGUCGAUGUGGUGCCUGUUUUGACUGAUUUGUCAACCGAUUUCAAACCUGAAUUGGCAAAGUCAGGUUUGGCUACUUUGAAAAAGUUUGUUAAAAUCUUGGACAAUUUGGACUUGCAAAACAAGUAUGAUUUGAUUGUUGAAACUUUAGCUGAUCCAAAACAAGUACCAGAGUGCAUCAAAAGUCUUUCUUCCGUAACCUUUGUCGCUGAAGUUACUGAGCCUGCAUUGUCCUUGCUCGUUCCUAUCUUGGACAAGUCAUUAAAAAUGUCGUCAUCUUCAAAUGAACAAUUGAGGCAGACUGUUAUGGUGACUGAAAACUUGACAAGAUUGGUCAACAAUAAGAGAGAAAUUGAGACAUUUAUUCCAAUUCUUUUGCCUGGUGUUGAAAAAGUUGUCAACAAUGCUUCGUUGCCGGAAGUUAGAGAAUUGGCCGACAAGGCAUUUAAAGUGUUGAAGGAUGCAGAGGCUGAGCAAACUGAUGGUAAGUUCCAUGGUAGAAUCAGCUUGAAAGAAGCAGAGGGUUUUUACACUGAAAAUCUUCCCGAAGGCGUAGAAGCUCCGUCUUGUGUCAAUAGCAAUUACUUGGAGUAUCUUGGUAGAGUACUUCAAGUGGAUGCACACGUCAAUGAUUGGAAGAGAUUGUUGGAAUACUUGACGAUGCUUUCAAAGGAUGACAAGUACGCUCAAGCAGUCAUUGCCAAUGUCAAACAUUUGUUUAACCCGGAAUCGACUCUGGAUGGUGCAAAUGAUGACGGAUCAAUUGAAAUAGUCAAUGCGGAUUUCUCCUUGGCGUAUGGUUCUCGUAUGUUGUUGAACAAAACAAACUUGAGACUUUUGAAAGGACACAGAUACGGAUUAUGUGGAAGAAAUGGUGCUGGUAAAUCAACAUUGAUGAGAGCUAUCUCUAAAGGUCAGUUGGAAGGGUUCCCCUCCGCCGACGAAUUAAAGACUUGCUUUGUGGAGCACAGAUUGCAAGGAUCUGAAGCAGAUAUGGACUUGGUUAGUUUCAUCGCGUCCGACCCUGAAUUGGCCAAUGUCGAAAAGAGUGAAAUCAAGUCAGCAUUGUUUGAUGUUGGGUUUUCAGAGGAAACUUUGUUGAAGAAUGUGGGGUCUUUGUCUGGUGGUUGGAAAAUGAAAUUGGAAUUGGCUAGAGCAAUGUUGAUGCAUGCGGAUGUCUUAUUAUUGGACGAACCUACAAACCAUUUGGAUGUUGGAAAUGUCAAAUGGUUGGAACAGUAUCUUGUUGAUCAUACCGAAAUCACUUCCUUAAUUGUCUCACAUGACUCUGGAUUCCUUGAUGCUGUAUGUACCGAUAUCAUCCAUUACGAAAACAAAAAAUUGGCAUACUACAAGGGGAACUUGUCCGAAUUUGUCAAGGUGAAACCGGAGGGGAAAUCCUACUACACUUUGACAGAUUCAAAUGUCAAAAUGGCUUUCCCACCACCCGGUAUUCUUACUGGUGUCAAAUCAAACACAAGAUCAGUUGCUCGUAUGUCGAAUGUGACAUUCACCUACCCUGGAGCUUCCAAGCCAUCAUUAAACAAUGUCUCGUGCUCGUUGUCAUUAUCUUCGAGAGUUGCCAUUGUCGGGCCCAACGGUGCUGGUAAAUCUACAUUGAUCAAGUUGCUCACAGGUGAGUUGAUUCCAGCUGAGGGUAAGGUUGAAAAGCACCCAAACUUGAGAAUUGGAUACAUUGCACAACACGCCUUGCAACAUGUUGAGCAGCAUAAAGAGAAAACCGCCAAUCAGUACUUACAAUGGCGUUAUAGAUUUGGUGAUGAUCGAGAGGUUUUGUUAAAAGAAUCAAGAAAGAUUUCAGAUGAGGAGAAAGCAAUGAUGGAAAAGGAAAUUGAUAUUGGAGAUGGAAGGGGAAAAAGACAGGUUGAGGCAAUUGUUGGUAGACAAAAGUUGAAGAAAUCUUUCCAGUAUGAAGUCAAGUGGAAGUAUUGGUUACCAAAGUACAAUUCUUGGGUUCCUAGAGACACAUUGUUGGAAGAAGGAUUUGACAAGCUUAUACAAAAGUUUGAUGAUCACGAAGCUUCAAGAGAAGGGUUGGGUUACAGAGAAUUGAGUCCUAAAGUUAUUCGUAAACAUUUCGAGGAUGUGGGAUUGGAUGGAGAUAUUGCCGAUCAUACGCCAAUGGGAUCGUUAUCUGGAGGUCAAUUGGUCAAAGUGGUCAUUGCCGGUGCCAUGUGGAACAACCCCCAUUUGUUAGUCUUGGACGAACCUACAAACUAUCUAGACCGUGACUCAUUGGGAGGUUUGGCCAUUGCCAUUAGGGAAUGGUCAGGGGGUGUGGUUAUGAUUUCGCACAACAAUGAAUUUGUAGGAGCCUUGUGUCCUGAACAAUGGCACGUUGAAAAUGGACAGGUUAUACAAAAGGGAACUGUUGCUGUUGACACGCAAAGAUUUGAAGAUGGAGGAAAUGAAUCUGCUGAGGGAUCGCCAGCUCCUGAAAUUAAGAAACGCGCUGAUGAUGAUGAUUCGCCUGCAAAUAUUAAAGUUAGAACUAGAAAGAAGAAGAUGACUAGAAAUGAAAAGAAGGCCCAGGCUGAGAGAAGAAGAUUGAGGUAUAUUGAAUGGUUGAGCUCACCUAAAGGUACACCAAAGCCAGUGGAUACUGAUGAUGAAGAAGAGUAG